GCCGGCCCGCAGUCCAGCCGGAGUGCGCCUGCGCGCCGCGGGGGGCGGUCGGGCGGGGCUCCAGCCUGAAAGGUGCGUGCUGGGCUGGGUCCCGAGUGGGAGACGUGGAGAGCAGGUAAUGCAUGUCCAUGGUACAAAUAUUCACAAGGUUCGUAGACAAGAGAUGUGGGGUUCUUUUCUCUCUUUCCCUGUGGGCUCCCUUUCCCACACGGGGGCUCUAGGAUGGAGUAUAGCAAAGCCAAUCGCUCUGCCAUGUACUCUCCCCCUAUCCAGCCCAGGUUGGCUGGACCGUAUCUGGGGGGCCGGACCCCCCUUCUCCCUGCAGUGAGCCCAGACCUGCGUGCUCACUGCGCAAACUCCCUGCUGCAAUGGGCGGGGCCUCCUCUAGCCCCGCCCCCUCCUUCCUCCCGCCCCUGCUCAGCCUGUUGGGGCAGAAGCUGGGGCCCCGUGGAGGUAGCAGCUGCCGCCUGCGGAGUAACACCGAGGCCCUGCUGGGUUUGGAGACCCUGACACACCCACUUUCCCGCCUGGGAUCUGCGUAUCCCCUGGCUGCCUAGCAAGAUGAAGCCUAAACUGAUGUACCAGGAGCUGAAGGUGCCUGCUGAGGAGCCCGCCAAUGAACUUCCCAUGAAUGAGAUCGAGGCAUGGAAGGCUGCAGAAAAGAAAGCCCGUUGGGUCCUGCUGGUCCUCAUCCUGGCGGUUGUGGGCUUCGGUGCCCUGAUGACUCAGCUGUUUCUAUGGGAAUACGGCGACUUGCAUCUCUUUGGGCCCAACCAGCGCCCAGCCCCCUGCUAUGACCCUUGCGAAGCAGUGCUGGUGGAGAGCAUUCCCGAGGGCCUGGACUUCCCCAAUGCCUCCAUGGGCAACCCCUCCACCAGCCAGGCCUGGCUGGGCCUGCUUGCCGGUGCCCACAGCAGCCUGGACAUCGCCUCCUUCUACUGGACCCUCACCAACAACGACACCCGCACUCAGGAGCCCUCUGCUCAGCAGGGCGAGGAGGUCCUCCGGCAGCUCCAGACCCUGGCUCCCCGAGGUGUGAAGGUCCGAAUUGCCGUGAGCAAGCCCAACGGGCCCCAGCCCCAGGCGGACCUGCAGGCCCUGCUGCAGAGCGGUGCCCAGGUCCGCAUGGUGGACAUGCAGAAGCUGACCCAUGGCGUCCUGCACACCAAGUUCUGGGUGGUGGACCAGACCCACUUCUACAUCGGCAGCGCCAACAUGGACUGGCGCUCCCUGACCCAGGUCAAGGAGCUGGGCGUGGUCAUGUACAACUGCAGCUGCCUGGCUCGAGACCUGACCAAGAUCUUCGAGGCCUACUGGUACCUGGGCCAGGCGGGCAGCUCCAUCCCAUCAACCUGGCCCCGGCCCUAUGACACCCGCUACAAUCAAGAGACACCGAUGGAAAUCUGCCUCAAUGGAACCCCUGCUCUGGCCUUCCUGGCAAGCGCGCCCCCACCACUGUGUCCGAGUGGCCGCACUCCAGACCUCAAGGCCCUGCUCAACGUGGUGGACAACGCCCGGAGUUUCAUCUAUAUUGCGGUCAUGAACUACCUGCCCACCAUGGAGUUCUCCCACCCGCGCAGGUUCUGGCCGGCCAUCGACGACGGGCUGCGGCGGGCUGCCUACGAGCGGGGCGUCAGGGUGCGCCUGCUGGUCAGCUGCUGGGGACACUCCGACCCAUCUAUGCGGGCCUUCCUGCUCUCCCUGGCUGCCCUGCGGGACAACCACACCCACUCUGACAUCCAGGUGAAACUCUUCGUGGUCCCUGCGGAUGAGGCCCAGGCCCGAAUCCCUUACUCCCGCGUCAACCACAACAAAUACAUGGUGACUGAACGUGCCACCUACAUUGGAACCUCCAACUGGUCUGGCAGCUACUUUACUGAGACGGCGGGCACCUCGCUGCUGGUGACACAGAACGGGCGGGGUGGCCUGCGGAGCCAGCUAGAGGUCGUCUUUCUGAGGGACUGGGACUCCCCUUACAGCCAUGACCUCGACACCCCUGCCGACAGCGUGGGCAACGCCUGUCGCCUGCUCUGAGGCCCGGUCCAGUGGACAGGCCGCGCCCGCGAGGCCCCCCACAGGUGUUCUGGGUCUCUGUCCCUGUCCCCGUGCCCCCUGCUUCUGUCUGCCUCAUUGCGGCUCCAACAGGCUCCUUCCCGCUCUCCCACCUCUACCUCCGCCCCCACUGGCCUGACGCUGUGGCCCCAAGAGGGCCCAGCUGAGCUGGGGGAGGGGUCAGCCCCCGAAGAAGUGGGGGUGCAUGCUGGGCCCGGCCCCCUGGCCCACCCCACUUUCCAGGGCAUAGAGGGCCCAAGGUCAUAAGAAGUAAAUAACUUGUCUGUACAGCCUGGGCCUGACUGAGUGUGUGAGGGGUGAGGGGGGUCAAGCAGGGCACAGCUGGCAUGGACCUUUGGCGGGGACAUCUUCCCGUGUGCCGAGCCCUCAGCUUGUGACCAGGGUGGCUUGGUGCGUACUGAACACUCAGCAUGUGUCCGGUCUGGGCUGAGCCCUCCUGGGUGACCACAGAGUGCUGAGCCGACACCUGUGACCUCGUGGGCUGGCAUGAACUGAGCCUCACGUAGCCAGCCUGUGGCCGUGUGUGCCGUACGCUCUGCAUGUUACCAGCCAGAUGAGCACGUGCCAAGCCCCUGCCAUAUCCCAGGGCUGGAUUUGCACGUCUGGGCACUGGAGCAUGCACCAAGCGUGAAUUUACACCUGCCAUGUGAACUUACACUUCGCAUGUCCGGAGCAUGGAUGAGUGCAUGCCAAGCCUGUAAACCUGUGGCCAGGACAGGUCAGCAGAUGAUGAACUUGGCAGUUGGCAAGUUCAGAUGGGCACCUGCUGAACACUGAGAAUGUUCUGAGGGUGGAUUCUUGCUUGCCAAGCACGGAGCAUAUUUAGGGGAUGGGUCAGCAUGCCAAGCACAGCCUCCAGCCUGAGCCAGUGGCAGGCUAGGGACAGCAGUGGAGCACCCCCUCCCGACAUCCCCCCCACCAGUCCGGGCCUCAGGCAGGGAGAACAAGCAUGAGGCAGUACUGCUGAAAAGUUCUUUAUUGAAAUAAACAGAGGCAGCAGGGCCAAGGGCGUGCUCAGGGCCAGUGGGGUACAGCCCCCUUCCUGCAUCCCUCUGGCCGAGGGGGACAUGGGCUAGACCCCAAAGCCCUCCUGUGUUCGGGGAGUGUGUGUGCCCUUCUCUACGGGUGGGGGAAAUGGGGAAUUUCUGGAUAACUAUCUUUCUGUAAGAAUAAUUUGUCAGGUCAGGGGAUGGCUCUGAGUGGGGGAUGCCAGCCCCACUCCAGCAGCCCCCAGGGAUGGGCAGGGGUUGGGGUCACCAUCAGUGGUGCCCACCGACGUGCUGCAGAAAACUGGUGGCCCUGGGUGGACCAUGAGGGUGGGUGUGGCGUGGUGGGAGCCCCUGAGCCCGUGGCCCCCGGAUGCCAUCCAGGGUCCAGUCUGGCUCACUUAGCCAUUCCCCAGGACAGCUGCUGGGGUCGAAGAGCUCAGGGCCUGGCCUCUGUUGGGGAGAGAAGAGAUGGGCAUCAGCCAAGAAGCGCCCCCCCAUCCCCCACCCCAGGAAGAGCCAGCCUGCCCCUCGCGAACUCCUUCCGGCCCCAACUAUAUCAUCCUUGUCACUUCCUGAGGACAAUUUUGUACAUCCUGAACCCUCAUCAUGUUUGGAAGCUUAAAUGGUGUGUGUGCUGAGAA
Sus scrofa (pig) is the source of this 3703-nucleotide messenger RNA. It is a transcript of the gene PLD3, whose product is annotated as phospholipase D family member 3. Gene Ontology annotation, molecular function: catalytic activity. Lineage: Eukaryota; Metazoa; Chordata; Mammalia; Artiodactyla; Suidae. The record is from RefSeq and is a predicted model, not a curated record.